AUGUCCCGGAAAAUGCAGCUGCAAUUUCUCGCGAGCUCUCUGCUCCUCUGCUGGCCAGCUUUGGCGGCCCCGGCUCCUCCAGUAGCCGCAACAUCACCUCCCAGCAUUGCCUCUUUAGGUACCCUCCAGGCGCUGAAGUACAAUAACUUGAGCCCCGCAAACAAUGGCACCGCUGCUGUCUUGGUUUACGAUCGAGUACCCUACUCCGGCGCGCAGUUUCGGUGUGCUUCUAUCGGAGAAGCCUUAUACCCGCUGCAAGAUGCACCUCAGGACAACGCCACGGAGCUAGGGUACCAGCUCGACUAUCUUGUCCACACCGGAAGCUUGCAGAGAGAUAGCUCCCUGUGGAUAGCCAAACACUCGCCAGAGUGCUGCCAGGCGUAUUCCCAAGGCCUUAAACGAAUCAUCUCGGUGUCGUGUGACGAACAACUGCCUGCCCUCUGCACCUCGAGCGUGCCUCCUACGACCGAUAAAGACAGGACAGCUGUGAACAAGUCAAAGGUCUCGAUCUCGUACGAAGAUUUCCACAUGACCGGAUAUCGUGAUGGACGGUCGUUUCGGUUCCUAGGCAUUCCCUUCGCAGACCCGCCUGUAAAGGACUUGCGGUUCGCACCACCACGCCCUUACUCAGGCCCGAGGAACAUCGACGCGACCAAAAUGGCUGAUUCGUGCAUUCAGUCGGUCUCGGGCUUUGGAACUCUUGAUAAUGGCGGUAUCUCGGAGGACUGUCUAUACCUUAACAUCUAUUCUCCCAUCCUGCCUUCACCACAUGACAGAGAUUCUGCUCGCAAACCCGUCGCCGUAUACUUCUAUGGGGGUGGGUUUACCAGCGGUACUGCCUCCAUGGUCGAUUAUGAUGGAGGAAAUUUCGCCAGCCGCAACGACAUAGUUGUUGUGACGAUCAACUAUCGAGUCGGCGCGUUAGGCUGGCUGGCCACGGGCAACCUCACGACCGGAAACUACGGUACACGCGACCAGAUUCUCGCCUUAAAAUGGGUUAACAAGUAUAUCGAGGCGUUCGGUGGAGACCCAAACCACAUCACAAUAUUUGGUCAAUCGGCCGGAGGUCAGAGCGUUAUCGCACUGCUCUCUUCGACUGCUGCCCGGGGCCUCUUCUCCGGUGCCAUUGUUCAGUCAGCCCCAGUAGACCUCCCCUGGUUCACUCGCGAGGUAUACACCAAAAUUGUCACCCCUAACAUUGCUGGUGCUGUCGGCUGCAACGGAACCACAUCUGAAACCGCCCUUCUCUCCUGCCUCAGAUCCGUUCCGGCAGCUCGAUACCUCGACAACACGACCGAGUUCGAAGCUGCUAUGACAACCUCCACCGAGACAAUUGCCACCGACUACCUUCAUUCGUCCGAGAUUCUGGCAUCUAUAGAGCCUCUGAUGCCCAUAGUCGAUGAUACCGACAGCGGUGUCAUCGACGACCAAUUCUACCGUCUCCUCGCCUCGAACAAGCUCCCCAACCGCGUUCCAACCAUCUUCACAACCGUCACCGACGAAGCUGCCCUGUAUGUUGACCAGUACGUCCAAAAUGCCGGCUCAACCGAAGCCGCCCUCGAGCUUGUCUACAGCUACGCCUACCCCACCUCGCUCAUCAAAUCUCUCAUCGCUACUAACGCCUUCCCCCUCAACCCCUCCGACCCCGACAGCGUCCGGAACACUGUCGCCGACGCCCUGACCCACAGCGAAUGGAGUUGCCCACAAGCCUACCUCCUCCGCCAUGGCGGCCGCCAGGCCUUGCCGCACCUCUGGGAACUCGAAAUCAAACACGGCCACAUCCAGACCACCGUUGGCGUCCCCAGCAUCUGCUCCCCCAACACCGACUACAACGCCACGUGCCACUCCUCAGAUGUCCUCCUCGCCUGGGGUACACUCAACAGCAAGACCAAGAACGUAUCCCCAUACUAUAAGCAACGGGAUAUCCUCCACUCCCGCCUCCUCAACGAUAUCUUCGGAUCAUUCUUCCGCACCCGCAAUCCGAACCCCGAUCUAGAGAUGUUGAAGCUCCGUGGCCCCGCAUACGCAUCGACAUACCAGAUCUUCGGACCUCGCGGUUACUACAUGCCCGAGUAUGAAAUCUCCGAGCGAAACGUCAGUCUUCUGGAUAUGCCUCCCUCUAUCAUCACCAACCCAGGCACCACAGAGAAGUGUGCCGUGUUUGAGGAUUUCGGGUACAGCUUCCAGAGAGCCAAUCUUACUGUCUGA
Aspergillus ibericus CBS 121593 is the source of this 2208-nucleotide messenger RNA. Its product is annotated as putative cholinesterase. Lineage: Eukaryota; Fungi; Ascomycota; Eurotiomycetes; Eurotiales; Aspergillaceae. The transcript has a single exon. The record is from RefSeq and is a predicted model, not a curated record. The coding region runs from base 1 to 2208 and encodes 735 amino acids.